Messenger RNA from Bicyclus anynana (squinting bush brown), 1498 nucleotides. It is a transcript of the gene IFT52, whose product is annotated as intraflagellar transport protein 52 homolog. The coding region runs from base 116 to 1444 and encodes 442 amino acids. Gene Ontology annotation, cellular component: intraciliary transport particle B; cilium; centriole. Gene Ontology annotation, biological process: intraciliary transport; cilium assembly. NCBI's taxonomy places the organism in Eukaryota, Metazoa, Arthropoda, Insecta, Lepidoptera, Nymphalidae. The record is from RefSeq and is a predicted model, not a curated record. The transcript has 9 exons.
ACACAACAAAACGUUGUCAUACCCAAGCAAAGAGUAGAGUAAGUUUACAAGUCAUACCACAAGAAAUAAUAUAACCACAAAAGUUAUCUAAUUAUAAUUGCUAAUAAUAAUAAAAAUGAAGGCAGUUGACACGAUACUGUUCGAUAUAUCUAAAAAUGAACACUUCAAGAUCAACGAAAACUUCAAGAUGCUGCAUCGCAAAUUGAAAAGCGCUUGGAAGGUCAUGAUAAAUCGCGAAGAAAUAUCUCCUCACAUACUCCAGGAUGUAAAGAUUUUAGUAAUACCAGGACCACAGAAUGCAUUUACAGAUGACGAACUUGCAGCGCUUAAAACUGUGGUAGAAAGGGGAGACUCGGUGUUAGUAAUGAUGACAGAUGGAGGGGAAGAACGAAUGAACACUAAUAUCAACUUCUUUCUGGAAGAGUACGGAAUCGUUGUCAACAAUGAUUGUGUUGUUCGCGCAAAAUAUCACAAGUUCUACCACCCUAAAGAGUGUCACAUAUCGAGUGGAAUUCUCAACCGUGCUGUCUUGAAGUACAUUAUGAAAAUGCCAAAUUAUAUCAGUGAACCUGACGAUUUUCUCGAAGACCCGGCAACACCAAAUUUUGUGUAUCCCUACGGUGCAACGUUAACAGUAAAGAAACCCUCCGCAGCAAUACUUUCCAGCAGCGACGUGUGCUACCCUGUCAAACGGCCAGUUGCUGCCAUGUACAUCUCAGAGAAGAGUGGUGGAAAGCUUUUCGUCAUCGGAUCCGGACACUUUUUCGCAGAUCAAUACUUAGACAGCGAAUGCAAUGACCUCAUUAGGGAGAUGAUUUUCAACUAUUUGGGAGGUGUUACAGACUUUCAUCUCAAUCCAGUCGACGUUGAAGAUCCUGAUGUCAAUGAAUAUCGGACCUUGGGGGAUACUCUCUGGCUAAGCUCGGUACCAUUACCAGAGCCAGCCAGCACUCCACCGCCGCGCCUCGCACCGUUGCAUCCUCACGCGCUGUUCACUUGGACACUGUUCUCGCUAAAUCUGUCGCAUCUGCCUGAAGUACUAGGUUUAUAUGAAGAGCUAGGCGUUAAACAUGAGCCUUUAAGACUGAUAACUCCACAGUUCGAGACACCUUUUCCACCACUUCAGUUAGCUGUGUUCGCACCAACCUUUAGAGAACCUCCUCCUCCACCAUUAGAGCUGUUCGACCUGGACGAGGCAUUCAGCUCUGAGCGCUCCCAGCUCGCCAGACUCGCUAACAAAUGUCUGCAGCCUCACACAGCAAGAAUGGGACAAGGGGACGGCAGACAACUGGAAAACGAAUUGGAAUAUUUUGUGCGUGAAUGCGGUCGCGCCGUGCGACUGUCGCGAGCAGUGGUCACAGACGAGGCGCCCGCCGGAAAGCACAUAUUGCACCAGCUCGCCGUGCAGCUGGCGACCUUCAAGAAGAUUGCACCACGCGAUUAGCCCAUUAACCCUUAGAUCAACAUAGAUUUGAAAUACCUGCCCCCCAUCCCAAAG